AUGAGUGAAAAGGAAGGAAGCUCUUCUAAUUACGAAGAUUCUUCAAUCAAAGAUUUCCAUAAUGAUGGACAUGAUCAUGAUCAUGAUAUCAAUGAUUAUCAUGGAUUUGAUGAUGCUGCAUCUGAUCAAGUUCGUAAUUUGGCUAGAACUUUAACUAAUCAAUCUCAUUCAAAUUCCAUUACUGAAUCAUCUCAAGAUUUAAUCAAAUAUUUAUCUCACAUGUCCCAAGUCCCUGGUGUUGAACCAUUUUCUGCUGAAGAAAUUGAUGAAAAAUUGAACCCUGAUUCUGAUAAUUUCGAUGCUAAAUUUUGGGUGAAAAAUUUAAGAAAAUUGAAAGAUUCUGACCCAGAUUAUUAUAAAUCUUCAAGUCUUGGUAUUGCUUAUAGAAAUUUAAGAGCUUCAGGGGUUGCAACUGAUUCUGAUUAUCAAGCAACUGUUACCAAUGCUGUUUGGAAAUAUGGUGCUGAAUUCAUUAGAAAGAUGAGAAAAGUCGAUGAAUCACGUUAUUUCGAUAUCUUGAAACCAAUGGACGCUAUCAUGAAACCUGGUGAAGUUACUGUGGUUUUAGGUAGACCAGGUAGUGGUUGUUCAACUUUAUUGAAAACCAUUGCUGCUCAUACUUAUGGUUUCAGAAUUGGUGAAGAAUCUAAAAUUUCCUACGAUGGUUUAACCCCUGAUGAAAUCGUCAAACAUCAUAGAGGUGAUGUUAUCUAUUCAGCUGAAACUGAUGUUCAUUUCCCUCAUUUAUUAGUUGGUGAUACUUUAGAAUUUGCUGCUAGAAUGAGAACUCCUCAAAAUAGAGGUAACAUCGAUAGGGAAUCUUAUGCUAAACAUAUGGCUGCUGUUUAUAUGGCUACUUAUGGUUUAUCUCACACUAGAUUCACCAAUGUUGGUAAUGAUUACGUUAGAGGUGUUUCAGGGGGUGAAAGAAAGAGAGUCUCAAUUGCUGAAGUUUCAUUAUCUGGAGCCAAUUUACAAUGUUGGGAUAAUGCUACUAGAGGUUUAGAUGCUGCUACUGCUUUAGAAUUUAUCAGAGCUUUAAAAACAUCUGCUACUAUCUUAGAUGCUACUCCAUUAAUUGCUAUCUAUCAAUGUUCUCAAGAUGCUUAUGAUUUAUUCGAUAAUGUUGUUGUGUUAUACGAAGGUUAUCAAAUUUUCUAUGGAAAAGCCGAUAAAGCUAAGAAAUUCUUCGAAGAUAUGGGUUAUAUCUGUCCUCAAAGACAAACUACUGCUGAUUUCUUAACUUCCAUUACCAACCCUGCCGAAAGAGUCAUCAAAUCAGGUUUCGAAUCAAGAGUUCCAAGUACUCCUAAGGAAUUCGAAACUUAUUGGAAAAACUCUCCAGAAUAUGGUAAUUUAGUAAAAGAAAUUGAAGAUUAUUUCGUUCAAAGUGAAGCUGAAAACAAAUCUCAAAGUUAUCAUGAAUCUCACGUUGCCAGACAAUCUAAUCAUAUCAGACCUGGUUCUCCUUAUACCGUUUCAUUCUUUAUGCAAACUAGAUACAUCAUGCAUAGAAAUUUCUUGAGAGUCAAAGGAGAUCCUUCUGUGACAAUCUUUUCCAUUUUCGGUCAAGCUGUUAUGGGUCUUAUUUUAUCUUCUGUUUUCUAUAAUUUAGAUCAAACUACUGGAUCUUUCUAUUAUAGAGGUGCUGCUAUGUUCUUUGCUGUCUUGUAUAAUGCUUUCGCUUCCUUGUUAGAAAUUAUGUCAUUAUUCGAAGCUAGACCAAUUGUUGAAAAGCAUAAACAAUAUGCUUUAUAUAGACCUAGUGCUGAUGCUUUUGCUUCCAUUAUUACUGAAUUACCAACUAAAUUUGCCAUGUCAUCAUCUUUCAAUAUUGUUUUCUAUUUCAUGGUUAACUUUAGAAGAAAUGCUGGUAGAUUCUUCUUUUAUUGGUUAAUGGGUUUCAGUUGUACUUUGGUUAUGUCACAUUUAUUCAGAUCUAUUGGGGCUGUCUCAGACUCGCUUCCUGGAGCUAUGACCCCAGCUACUGGUUUAUUAUUAGCUAUGGUUAUCUUUACUGGUUUCGUUAUUCCAACACCAAAAAUGUUGGGUUGGUCAAGAUGGAUCAAUUACAUUAACCCUGUUGGUUAUGUUUUCGAAAGUUUGAUGUCUAAUGAAUUCCAUGAUAGAGAAUUUAAAUGUUCUUCAUACGUUCCAAGUGGUCCAGGUUAUGAUACUGCUGACCAUGCCAAUCAAAUUUGUUCAACCGUUGGUUCUAAACCAGGUAAUGAAUAUGUUAAUGGUACAGAUUAUAUUGGUAUUGCUUAUGAAUAUUAUAACUCACAUAAAUGGAGAAAUUUCGGUAUUACCCUUGCUUUCAUCAUAUUCUUCUUAGGUGUUUAUAUCUAUUUGACUGAAUCCAAUAAAGGUUCUAUGCAAAAGGGUGAAAUUGUCUUAUUCUUAAGAGGUUCAUUAAAGAAACAUAAAAAAGAAGCUGCUGCUAAAAAACAAGCUGUUUCUUCUGACCCUGAAAAUGAUUUACAAAAUGAAAAAAUUUCCCUUCAAGAUGAAAUCGAUGCUAAAGAAACUUCAACUCCACCAGUUGGUGAUGUUGAAAAAAUGAUGGGUAAAAAUAAUAACAUUUUCCAUUGGAAAGAUUUAACUUAUCAAGUUAAAAUCAAAUCCGAAGAAAGAGUUUUAUUAAACCAUAUUGAUGGUUGGGUUAAACCAGGUCAAUUAACAGCUUUAAUGGGUUCUUCAGGUGCUGGUAAAACUACUUUAUUAAAUUGUUUAAGUGAAAGAGUUACUACAGGUGUUAUCACCGACGGGGUUAGAAUGGUUAAUGGUCAUCCAUUAGAUUCUUCUUUCCAAAGAUCUAUUGGUUAUGCUCAACAACAAGAUUUACAUUUAUCAACUUCAACUGUUAGAGAAGCUUUAAGAUUCUCUGCUUACUUAAGACAACCAGAUCACGUUUCUAAGCAGGAAAAAGAUGAUUAUGUUGAUUAUGUUAUUGAUUUAUUAGAAAUGACUGCUUAUUCUGAUGCUAUCGUUGGGGUUGCUGGUGAAGGUCUUAAUGUUGAACAACGUAAACGUUUAACUAUUGGGGUUGAAUUGGCUGCUAAACCAAAAUUAUUAUUAUUCUUAGAUGAACCAACUUCUGGUUUAGAUUCCCAAACUGCUUGGUCAGUUUGUAAAUUGAUGAGAAAAUUAGCUGAUCACGGUCAAGCUAUUUUAUGUACUAUCCAUCAACCUUCAGCUAUUUUAUUACAAGAAUUCGAUAGAUUAUUAUUUUUACAAAAAGGUGGUCAAACUGUUUAUUUCGGUGAUUUAGGUGAAAAUUGUUCUACUUUAAUCAAUUAUUUCGAAAAAUAUGGUGCUGAUCCAUGUCCAAAAGAAGCUAAUCCAGCCGAAUGGAUGUUACAUGUUGUUGGUGCGGCUCCUGGAUCUCAUGCUAAACAAGAUUACUUUGAAGUGUGGAAAAAUUCUACUGAAUUCGCUGAAGUUCGUAGAGAAUUGGAUUACAUGGAAAAUGAAUUAGUUAAUAUUCCAAAAGAAGAUAGCCCUGAUGCUCAUAAAAAAUAUGCUGCCAGUAUGUUCAAACAAUACCUUUAUGUUACUUGGAGAGUUUUACAACAAGAUUGGAGAACUCCAACUUAUAUUUAUUCAAAGAUUUUCUUGGUUGUUACUGCUGCUUUAUUCAAUGGGUUUUCUUUCUUCAAAGCUGAUUUAUCUGUUCAAGGUUUACAAAAUCAAAUGUUUUCAGUAUUUAUGUCUUUCAUGCCUUUAAAUACUUUAGUUCAACAAAUGUUACCUUACUUUGUUUUACAAAGAGAUUUAUAUGAAGUUAGGGAAGCUCCUUCAAGAACUUAUUCUUGGGUUGCUUUUAUUUGUGCUCAAAUUACUGCCGAAAUUCCUUUCCAAAUUGCGAUUGGUACUGUUGCUUUCUUCUGUUGGUAUUAUCCUGUCGGUUUAUAUAGAAAUGCCAUCCCAACUGAUUCUGUUGAUUCAAGAGGGGUAUUAGUAUGGUUAUUCUUGAUUGCCUUCUAUGUUUACUGUUCAACUUUAGGUCAAUUAUGUAUGUCAUUCAAUGAUUUGGCUGAUAAUGCUGCUAAUUUAGCUGUUAUGUUAUUCACUAUGUGUUUGAAUUUCUGUGGGGUUUUAGCAGGUCCUGACAUUUUACCUGGGUUCUGGAUUUUCAUGUAUAGAUGUAAUCCAUUUACUUAUUUGAUUCAAGGUAUUUUAUCCACUGGUUUAGCUAAUACCAAAGCUACUUGUUCAAAAGCUGAAUUAUUGGUAUUUUCUCCUCCUAGUGGUUCAACAUGUCAAGAAUAUUUAACCAAUUAUAUGUCUAUGGCUGGUGGUAAUUUAUUGAAUCCUGAUGCUACAAGUGAUUGUUCCUAUUGUGCAAUUGGUGAUACCAACACUUUCUUGGCCUCAAUUAAUUCUUACUUUUCAGAAAGAUGGAGAAAUUUCGGUAUUUUCAUUGCCUUUAUUUUCUUCAAUAUGAUAGCUACUGUUUUCUUCUUCUGGUUAGCUAGAGUUCCAAAGGGUAACAGAGAAAAGAAGAAAUAG
Messenger RNA from Yamadazyma jaroonii, 4512 nucleotides. Lineage: Eukaryota; Fungi; Ascomycota; Pichiomycetes; Serinales; Debaryomycetaceae. The record is from the annotation of a GenBank genome assembly.